Messenger RNA from Saccostrea cuccullata (small rock oyster), 563 nucleotides. Its product is annotated as complement C1q-like protein 4. The coding region runs from base 9 to 554 and encodes 181 amino acids. NCBI's taxonomy places the organism in Eukaryota, Metazoa, Mollusca, Bivalvia, Ostreida, Ostreidae. The transcript has 2 exons. Gene Ontology annotation, molecular function: protein binding. The record is from RefSeq and is a predicted model, not a curated record.
CAGAAAAGAUGAGAAACAUAAUGAUAAUUGUGUUAAUUGUGGCGAUCAAUGUUGUUUCUGGACACAAGUCGCUUUUAGAAUAUUUGAAAAUGCAGGCAAGCAAUAUGGAGAAAGGAUUAGACUCGGUCAUCAAAGAAGGCAAAUGUGGACAUGCUGUUCAUGGCGGUGUUGCAUUUUCGGCUUACCAGUCAACAUCCAAAAAUUACAAGCAACACGAGACAUGGAUAUAUAACACAGUUCUUGUGAACGAUGCAAAUGCAUACAACAAAGCAACAGGAACCUUUACAACCCCUUCUGAUGGAGUAUAUGUUUUUACAUGGGCAACAUUGACUGAGCCUGGUAAAGCAGCACACCCAUACCUUAGAAUUAAUGGUAAAUAUAAAGGAUGGGCUGCAUUUAACAAUACCCGAACGUCACAGCAAUUCUGGAGUAGCGGUUCGAAUACGAUUGUUGUUCGUCUGAAGAAAGGAGACAAGGUUAACGUGGCUUCCGGGUACCUUGCAGCCUAUGCAAGAGAAAGAUUUUCUUCGUUUUCUGGAUGGAAGAUUUAUUGAAUUUUCUGU